Messenger RNA from Ectocarpus sp. CCAP 1310/34, 1404 nucleotides. NCBI's taxonomy places the organism in Eukaryota, Phaeophyceae, Ectocarpales, Ectocarpaceae. The record is from the annotation of a GenBank genome assembly.
AUGCAACACGACGCCUUCCACAGGAAACGGGCGGUGCCCAGGCCUGCCGUUCAUAAGGCAUGUGUGGGUGGCUUCAAUGCAGGCCUAGCAGCGACGACUGCAUUGGUCACCAAGCGCAUAGAAUCCAUGGACGACGAUGCGAGGAAUAGCUUCAUGGACAACAACGCCAACCUGCUGCUGGAGGCUGACGCCGAGCGUGACACUUCAGAAGAAGUUGCGACAGCAAGGGACGCCCAACAAGUACAGCAGGAGCGAAACAAAGCUGCAGACCCGAAGGAAACGAAGGAAGACACGGGCGUCGAUAGCAGCGCUGCAACUACCGCCGGCAGUGGAACUGCUGCUGCGCACUCAAGGCUGCAGAGAAUAGUUCCCGGGGAGACGAGGAAGGAUGCCCCAAUCUCUGGUGUGCAAGAUUUCUCUGGCACAGGAGCUGGCGGAGCGCACUACCCGGAGCUACCCUGGGCGGGAAGGCGCGGAAGCGACUCCUGUGAAAUGCUCGAGGAGGCUCUUACACGUGGAACACGCACUCAGGGGUUGCAGUCUGCGCUUGAAGACUACCACACAAACGAGGUCAAUGCUUUGCCAGCCUUGGUGGUAGAAAAGGAAGCCUACGCCGGUUUCAAGGAUGAGCGCACCAUCGAAGACCGGAAUGACCCAGCGCAUCGAGGCAUGGCGGAGAGCGUGAAGGGCUUGAAGGUUCCACUGAAAAAGGAGCGUGCAUCAAGCGAAGCGGUCGGCGGCCAAGCCGGUUUGGAACCAGACCUUGAGCGAGAUGCCGCCACGGAGGAUGACGCCGCCAUAGCACUGUCAAACGACCGCCGGCAACAGAGUAUACGAAUGACGGAGAGCGUGAAGGGAUUGGAGUUUCCACUGGCACAGGAAAGUGCUCCAAGCGAAGCACUCAACGGCCAAGCCGGUUCGGAAGCAGACCUUGAGCGAGAAGCCGCCUCGGAGGAUAGCGCCGGCGUCGAACUCUCAAACAGCGGCUGGCACCAAAAAGAAGCGGCAGCAACAGGAGCAGUUCUAGUGAAACGGGGUGCUCUUCAUGACGGCUUGAAAUAUACUGGUGGUGCUUUCCAGAAAUCUCGUGAGUACCCUGAGGCACUCAGUGCUGAGAACGUUGAGGACUCUGAGUUAUCAUUGGUGGAACAGAAGGAACCGCCGCGUGAGAGACUUGGUGAAGGAGAAGCAGCGGCAGAGACCGGCUUCGACGGCGGGUCGGAAAACAGCACCGUCACAAACCUUGCGAACGACCGCGUUUUUCUGGAAGCCUUCAUGGAGGAGCAUGUUCAGGGCUCUGAAACACCGUUGGUACAGCAAGAUGGACCGACAAGCAAUUUCGAUGAUCCAGACGAUGAAUCGGCAACGGCGUAUGGACAAAGUUUGGUUCAGAGGAUACCCUAG